AUGAGCUUCUUUUUCACUGCCUGCCGGUUCUAUUCCGCCAGGAAAUACAAGUGCUGCGUGCCCGAAGCCAAAGCUGGGUAUAGAUUGUAUGCCUCCCGUCGAUCCAGAGGCUCCGAGCAGGCCAUUCGGCUGAUCGAAAGAGCUCGCGCCGGGAAGCUACCAGACCCUCGCAUCAGCAAGUGUAUACUGAUGUGGGCGAUGGAGAACGGCAAGACGACAAUACCUGGCAAGAGGAACAAACUGUCCAUCACCAUCGAUCAGGCGGUCAAGCUUGCGGAGACGAUUCUUUCGUGUGUGGUGGAUCAGCGAUACGACGAGCACCUGGUGGCUCAGUCCGCUAACCGCAAAAAAUAG
Messenger RNA from Cryptococcus amylolentus CBS 6039, 354 nucleotides. RefSeq lists its product as hypothetical. The transcript is spliced from 2 exons. The record is from RefSeq and is a predicted model, not a curated record. The coding region runs from base 1 to 354 and encodes 117 amino acids. Lineage: Eukaryota; Fungi; Basidiomycota; Tremellomycetes; Tremellales; Cryptococcaceae.